Messenger RNA from Staurois parvus, 302 nucleotides. NCBI's taxonomy places the organism in Eukaryota, Metazoa, Chordata, Amphibia, Anura, Ranidae. The record is from the annotation of a GenBank genome assembly.
AGUGUGAGGAGACCUCAAAGUGGCACAUGGCAGAGUGGAAGCAAUGGGAGGCCGUACAGGGACCCAGGUCACACUGUGGGCCAGCAGCAGCGUGACCAGGCGGUACGGGGGCCCAUGGCCGAUUUGGGGCCUGGCGGCACCUAUGGGAGGCCUGUAAUCUGCCAGCAACCUAUGACAAAAUGGAAAACCGCAGGAGUGUGAGGAGACCUCAAAGUGGCACAUGGCAGAGUGUGGCGAUGGAGACAGCAGCAAUGGGAGGCCGUACAGGGACCCAUGAGAGACUCUGGACUUGGCAGCAGCAU